AAAGAACCAGAUCUGAUCCGAUUUACAAUGGCUGCGCCUCACAAGGGAGAACUUACAGCAUCUGAGAGGAAAAUUUUACAAGUUAUUGAAGCUGGUGAUGUGCAGGAGGCGGCCCAACUGCUUGCGAAUGAUGAUGUACGAGUCAACUGCUUGGAUGAGUACGGAAUGACUCCACUGAUGCAUGCAGCCUACAAAGGCAAAGCCGAUAUGUGUCGUCUACUGCUGCAGCAUGGUGCUGAUGUCAACUGCAAUCAACACGAGUAUGGAUACACCGCUCUCAUGUUUGCUGGAUUGUCAGGCAAGACGGACAUCACUUCCAUGAUGCUGGACGCCGGCGCAGAGGCAGACCUUGUGAACUCAGUGGGUCGCACUGCAGCUCAGAUGGCGGCUUUUGUGGGCCAGCACGACUGCGUGACGGUGAUCAACAACUUCUUUUCACUGGCAAGACUGGAGUACUACACCAGACCUCAGGGGCUGGAGCCAGAGCCAAGGCUGCCUCCGUGGCUAGCAGCACCCCUGCACAAAAUCAUUAUGACGACCAACCUCAACCCAGUCAAGUUGGUCAUGCUGGUGAGGGAGAAUCCCGUUCUGGUGGAUGUUGGAGCGCUGGAGAAGUGUUCCCAAGUGAUGGACCUGCUGUGUGAGCAGUGUGUGAAGCAGCAGAACAUGAACGAAGUCUUGGCCAUGAAGAUGCAUUACAUCAGCUGCGUGCUGCAGAAAUGUGCGACCUUCCUGCAGAAACAAGAUGACAAGUUGGAUGCGCUGGUAAAAAGCCUGCUGAGGGGGAGAGAUAGCGAUGGCUUCCCACAGUACCAGGAGAAGUUCAUUCGAGACUGCAUCCGCAAGUUCCCGUACUGUGAGACCACACUUCUUCAGCAGCUGGUGAGGAGCAUUGCACCGAUAGAGAUUGGCAACGACCCAACAGCGUUCUCAGUGUUAACUCAAGCUCUGACCGGGCAGAUGGCGUUCAUGGACGCUGACUACUGUGCUACAUGUGGAGAGCGGGCCGCUGACAAGAGGUGCUCUCUCUGUAAAGCUGUGACAUACUGCAGUUUGACGUGCCAGAAGCUCCACUGGUUCACUCACAAAAAGAUGUGCAGAGCGAUACAGGUUCAGAACGCAGACUUAGAAAGAGACGCACCACGACUGAAAGAGCUCAAAGAUGAUGAGAGCGACCUGGUGAUGGAAACAGCUAACUUCCUGCAGGAGUUGUGUCUGCGGGCAGAGGAGAAGGUGGCUGCCGCGGGAGGAUGCCCUGGAGAGCUGCUGGUCUGCCCAUCUGCACCCUCGGAGGAACCAUCCAGCUCUCAAAAAUAAAGCGAGACAACAAGGCACGCCCACAAUACUCUUCUUGUGACUUUUUACCCAUGUCAUGGCAGGAGGGUAUAAGUGUGUGCGCACCACAGACCACGACAAGAUAUUGUAUUGUUUGUGCGCUAGCGUACUUACACUUU
Messenger RNA from Nerophis lumbriciformis (worm pipefish), 1454 nucleotides. RefSeq names its product ankyrin repeat and MYND domain-containing protein 2-like. NCBI's taxonomy places the organism in Eukaryota, Metazoa, Chordata, Actinopteri, Syngnathiformes, Syngnathidae. Gene Ontology annotation, molecular function: protein binding. The record is from RefSeq and is a predicted model, not a curated record.